Molecule: messenger RNA, 527 nt
Organism: Thelazia callipaeda (thelaziosis nematode)
Lineage: Eukaryota; Metazoa; Nematoda; Chromadorea; Rhabditida; Thelaziidae
Source: the annotation of a GenBank genome assembly
AUGUUACCGUUCUGGUGCUAUGACAGAAGUAAUCUCUCUGAUUAUCCAUUGAUCCAUUUUACACCAAAAUUUCGGCAUUUGCCAAACUCGCAAAACUUUAUCAAAGAAUUAUCUGACUUGGAAAGUAGCACACCAAAUGCAAGCGAAAAAUUCAGUAGUGUACCUUCAGAAUCAUUGCAUCAUCAUAUCAGACAAUUAAAUGUUGUUGAUUUAUGGUCAGAAUGCUCUGGAAAUAAUCAGAUUGACUUUAAAUGCCGCCGUGGAAAACUUGUUGAUUUAGCAAAUCAUGAAUAUUUCACACUGCAAGGGAGUGAAGAAGCUUUCGAAGGUUCAAGCAGUUCGUUUUACUUUACUAUCAAAAGCAAUUUUGAUUUCAGAAAUAUGUUCAAUUGCAUUUUUUCAAUUUUGAAAAUGACUACUAGUUCUGAAAAAAUAUUCUGCAUGUUUUUCAGGGAAGAUUGUAAGAAAUGUAUUAAAAAUUCUUUACAUACAAUGCAGUUUACUUUGAAAAUUUGGUGUUCUUAAUC